UCCUAGUCCGACUUUGUAGCUGCUCUCCGCCGCUGCUCCGGUUGUAGUCUCUCCAGGGGGCCGAGGAAGAGCACGAUAAAAGUCCCAGCCAUGGACGGCGACAACAUAAUAAUGCCUGUGUGACUCGGCGACAUUUUUUCAAGAUGCCAGGUCUUCUGUCUGGUCCUGUGUCUCUGACAGUCAUCUUCUUAUUAACUUGGCUGAUUCGUCGUAGCUGUGCUCAGAUUUGGACUGAUGAAGUGUCAGACAUGCAGUACGGACGUUUGGGGGCCAACGUGACGCUGGCCUGUGGAAAGGCCAAAAUCAGGACACCGGUGGUAUGGCACCUGAACCACAGCGCAGCGUUGCCGUGGCACCAGGUGACAUCAGAUGGUUCGUUGGUCCUGCACCACGUGGACCACUCAGCAGAGGGCGUGUACGUCUGCCACGAUAACCAGGGGCUGCUCCUCCACUCUGUCAGACUGAGGCUCGGCCAUCCCCCAGGGCUGCUGAGCAUUUCCUGUCAGGUGCCUAAUCACACUCAUGUCCGCUGCUCCUGGGUGGACUCAGUCAAGACCUUCCUGCCGCCUCAGUACAUUGCCUCCUUUAGGAACGGUCAAGGGUGGAAGCCGUGUGUGGUGGACGUCAUCCACAAACACUGUGACAUAGAAGACUCCACCUUCUGGCAGCCCACCCACACCCUGAACGUCACUGAGGUCAAUGCCCUGGGGUCUCAGACCACGGUUGUCUGGUUAAGACUACAAGAGCUGUUGAAACCUGACCCCCCCGAGUCGUUGAAGGUGGAGGAAGUAGAGAGUCACCCGAAGAGGCUCUCCAUCUCCUGGAAACACCCGUCGUCAUGGCCACGACGGGAUGCUUUUCCUCUCAUUUUCCAAAUCCGAUACAGACCCAAGGGUUCUGAGUACUGGUCCGAUGUUUACUCAGAAGACAGUUCAAUCGUCAUUUUCGACGCCUUGGCCGGUCACGUCCACCAGGUGCAGGUCCGAGCCCGUGACGAAGUGAACUCUGACACCCAGUGGAGUGAAUGGACACCUGUUUCUUUAGCCCGGACUUGGCAAGUCUCUACUACACCUGACCCCCCCGAGGAGCCCCCCCCACCAGAAUACAUCUUCCCCUUCAACCCUGACCCUGAGACAUCAACCAUGAGAACACACAGUGAGUCCACUCUGCUUAUUGUUAACCUGGGUCUGGUCAUUCUGCUGGUUCUGUUCUCCGUGGUCGUCCUCAUCACCGUCCCUUCUCUCAUCUAUGUUGCCUGGGUGAGGCAUCGACGGCGUGAUCAUGUGACCAAACAGGAACUGACCUCCAUGGUCAAGAUGAAGGCCAUGCCAAUUUAAUCCCGUUCUAGGGUUCCACCGUGUGUCUUUUCCAGUGUAGCACAACGUCGACCGUGCUCCUCCUCUGACAUGAACCACAGUGUGUUAAGGUGGGGGGCGCGGACCACAGCGGGGUCACGUGGUCCAGACUGACCCUCUGCGUCUCAUUUAACUGCAGUACCCAGAUUAUAUCAGCAGGAGGCGACGCACAGACGUCACAUCAAUAUCAGUCCAGAACAUUCUGAGGUCACCUCUCAUUGGCUGCUUCACUUGACCUCAGGCCGUGAACUUACGGUCAGGAGAACCGGAAAAAACAUUUUGGAUUUUCAAGAACUGACAUCAUGUCAAACAGGAAAACAUUUUUGUUUGUUUGUUUG
Messenger RNA from Cynoglossus semilaevis (tongue sole), 1693 nucleotides. It is a transcript of the gene il11ra, whose product is annotated as interleukin 11 receptor subunit alpha. The record is from RefSeq and is a predicted model, not a curated record. Bases 144 to 1337 code for a protein of 397 amino acids. NCBI's taxonomy places the organism in Eukaryota, Metazoa, Chordata, Actinopteri, Pleuronectiformes, Cynoglossidae. The transcript is spliced from 12 exons. Gene Ontology annotation, cellular component: membrane. Gene Ontology annotation, molecular function: cytokine receptor activity; protein binding.